This is a messenger RNA of Pistacia vera, 1317 nucleotides long. RefSeq names its product probable indole-3-pyruvate monooxygenase YUCCA10. Gene Ontology annotation, molecular function: N,N-dimethylaniline monooxygenase activity; flavin adenine dinucleotide binding; NADP binding. The coding region runs from base 92 to 1225 and encodes 377 amino acids. The record is from RefSeq and is a predicted model, not a curated record. Lineage: Eukaryota; Viridiplantae; Streptophyta; Magnoliopsida; Sapindales; Anacardiaceae. The transcript has 4 exons.
GAGCCAUUCCAUUUUGGAACCCCGUUGUCCUCCGUUUCUGUGCAAAAGAAAGCCAGAAGAAGCAUCUCAUCAGAAAACCAAACUAUAUACAAUGCAAGAGCAAUCCGUCAUAAUAGUGGGGUCUGGCCCCUCCGGCUUGGCCACCGCAGCCUGCCUUAACCAGCUUUCAAUACCCUACAUGAUUCUUGAAAGAGAAGAUUGUUACGCUUCUCUUUGGAAGAAAUAUGCCUAUGAUCGUCUUCAUCUUCAUUUGGCUAAACAAUUCUGUCAACUUCCUCACUUGCCAUUCCCGGCUUCUUAUCCAAAUUUAAUACCUAAAAACCUAUUCCUACAAUACUUAGAUGACUAUGUUUCUCAUUUUAACAUUAGACCUUUGUAUAAAAGAUCUGUUGACUUUGCAACCUACAGUCAAGAAAGCCAGAAAUGGACUGUUAAAGCUAGAAAUACAGUUUCUGGUGAGAUUGAAGAGUAUUCUGGGAGGUUUUUAGUAGUGGCAAGUGGAGAAACAACGGACCCUUUUACACCAAAUAUUGAAGGAAUGGAUACUUUCACUGGAGAAGUUGUUCACUCAACUAGCUAUAAAAACGGCAAGGCAUAUGGUGAUAAGAGUGUUUUAGUUGUUGGGUCUGGUAAUUCUGGCAUGGAAAUUGCACUAGACCUAGCUAACCAUGGUGCCAAAACUUCCAUAGUUGUUCGUAGUCCGGUUCACGUAUUGACAAGAGAGAUGGUAUACUUGGGUUUGGUUAUGUUGAAGUAUAUACCUUAUGGCGUGGUGGACUCAAUCAUGGUGUUGCUUAGCAAGCUAGUAUAUGGAGACCUGAGCAAGUAUGGCAUAAAUCGGCCAAAGGAGGGUCCAUUUUUCAUGAAAGUUGCAUACGGAAAGUAUCCAGUUUUUGAUAUCGGAACCUGUAAGAAGAUCAAAUCUGGGGAGAUUCAAGUCUUGCCGGCAAUAGAAAACAUUAGAGGCAAUGAGGUGAUAUUUCAGAAUGGAAAGUCACAUCCUUUUGACACUAUUGUACUUUGUACCGGCUUCAAGAGAUCAACAAAUACAUGGCUUAAGGGGGAUGAGCAUCUAUUGAACGAUGACGGACUUCCAAAACCCAAUUUCCCAAACCAUUGGAAAGGAAAGAAUGGUCUAUUCUGCGUUGGAUUGUCAAGGAGAGGACUGUAUGGAGCUUCCGCAGAUGCCCAAAACAUAGCUAAUGAAAUUAAGUCACUUCUGUGAAAAUCUCUCAAACUUACUUAGUAUUGUGUGAACAUCUCAUUUGUUAUACAAAUAUUUAAAGUUAUUGAAAUAAAAAUCAGACAUUUGUGUAA